Tigriopus californicus is the source of this 3002-nucleotide messenger RNA. RefSeq names its product peroxidase-like. Gene Ontology annotation, molecular function: heme binding; peroxidase activity. The coding region runs from base 140 to 2926 and encodes 928 amino acids. NCBI's taxonomy places the organism in Eukaryota, Metazoa, Arthropoda, Copepoda, Harpacticoida, Harpacticidae. The record is from RefSeq and is a predicted model, not a curated record. The transcript has 6 exons. Gene Ontology annotation, biological process: response to oxidative stress.
GACUCGAGCGUCCUGGACGAAGAAACACUCCUGGAAAUCUGUGCCAAAACAUCUUGAACAAAAACAAGCUUGGACAUGACGGAGUAGCACUUCAAAAUUCAUCACCCAAUUAAAAGUUUCAAGUUUUCCCGAGUUCAAAAUGAGACCAAUCCAGAGUCAAAGCUUGGCUGUUCUUCUAUGUUUCAGUCUUUCGGUCCAACAAUGUGUGUCGGAAAUCUAUCAGGGGCAUUACGCGACCUCAAGUGUGAACUCUUCAAAUGAAAAUACUGUGGACUCAAAGCAAGCAGCACAGAUUUUGAAUGAUAUCGUGAGCUUUGGGAUCGACCAAAGUGAUCGACUUGAGAAUGUGCGAGAGAAACAAUUGUUUGAGCAAGGCGUUACACUCAAAAAGUCGAAUCCCGCUCAUUUUGUGGGGAUCUUUAACAAACAAAAGCCCAAAGCCAGAGAGCUUUCCUCCAUUGGAUAUGCCUCACUUCAAGCCAGUUCUCUUCUUGCCAGACAAUUUCGCUUGACUCGCCAACAAGUCGUGUACGGUUUAGAGCGAGUCGAACUCCGCUCCACGGAUCUUUUCCGAAAAUGUCCUUUUGGAGACGGUCCUCAACCUCGUCAAGAUCUUUGCCGAGGCCUAGAUCUGAUGUAUCGUUCCCCCGAUGGAUCGUGCAACAACCUUCGAAAACCGGAAUGGGGAGCUUCGUUCUCUCCUUCACUAAGGUUCUUACCUCCCGUGUAUUCGGAUGCCGUGGGUCUCCGAGGAACAUUUCGUUUGCCAACUCGGGUUCGGAGGAAUAAUCGCGUCCUUCCCAGUGCCCGAAUGAUUAGUAACACCAUCCAUAAACACGUUGAAACGGACACGAGCACAUUUACCAUGAUGGUGAUGCAAUGGGGGCAAUUUCUUGACCACGAUAUGACCUUCACACCCCAACGACGUGGUUUCCAGAACUCUUUGAUUAAAUGCUGCACUGACAAUGGACAACCGCUGCCGGAAGACCUCAUGCACGAAGAGUGCAGACCAAUCGAGAUCCCGGUCACGGACCCCUUCUACUCGCGAUUCAACGUCACAUGCAUGGAGUUCGUGAGAUCCCUGGCGGCUCCUAAACGGGACUGCAGUCUGGGACCUCGAGAUCAGAUGAACCAAGUGACUAGCUUCAUUGAUGCCUCCAACGUCUACGGAAGCACCCAAGAGGAGCAAGAUCGCCUGAGGCUUCUCAAGAACGGAAAACUUCGAUACACUGACCUUCACAUUCGGAAAUCACUUCUCCCGCCUCUGGCCCAAGAAACUGCCAACGAAGAGUGCAGAAUCAGCACCCCCAAUCUCCAUUGUUUUGAAGCUGGGGAUGAGCGCGCCAAUGAGCAGCCAGGGUUGACAAGUAUGCACACUUUGUGGCUUCGAGAGCAUAACCGGUUGGCGCGGGAACUCCAAAAGGAGAAUCCCCAUUGGGACGAUGAGAGAACAUUCCAUGAAACCCGGAAAAUUGUGGGUGCCAUGCAUCAGCACAUCACCUUUAAUGAGUGGCUACCGAUCAUCUUAGGACCACGUGUGUUGAAGAUUUUCGAGCUCAAUCUCAAUCCCACCGGAUUUUAUGAUGGCUACAACGAUACCGUCAAUCCCACGGUUGCCAAUGCCUUUGCCACAGCCGCCUUCAGAUUCGGGCACAGCCUCGUCAAAGGCAGCUUGAGCCGACACAACAAGGAGUUCCGAGAGGUUCCAUUCUAUGUAAAACUCCGGAAGGAGAUGAACAAUCCGGCCAACUUACAUAAUUUCGGAUCGGUUGAUAGAAUCACCCUCGGGUUGUGCAGCAAAGCGUUGUCCAGGCGGGAUGAGUUCAUCAGCGAAGAGCUCACUAACCAUUUAUUCCAGAAUCCGCGUGUGAAUUAUGGAAUGGAUCUGGCGUCUCUGAACAUUCAGCGAGGUCGGGACCAUGGACUGGCACCUUACAAUGAAUGGAGGGAACAAUGUGGUCUCAAGAGGUUUAAUACCUUCUCAGAUAUGAGUGAGGUCAUGCGCGACGAAACAGUUACGGACUUCCAAAGAGUCUACGACAAUGUCGACGAUAUUGACCUCUUCACCGGUGGCUUGGCCGAGCUACCAGUCGUUAGUGGUAUUGUCGGACCCACCUUUGCUUGCAUUAUCGGGCAACAGUUUCUCAAUCUCCGCAAAGGAGACCGGUUUUGGUAUGAAAACGGCGAGGAUGUUAAUCCGAGCGGUGCUUUUAGUAGUGCUCAAUUGCAAGAGAUCCGCAAGACGUCAUUGGCCAGAACCGUUUGUGACAAUUUGGACGAUAUUGAAAUGCUCCAACCCUAUGCAUUUUUGACCGUGGAUAGCUUCAAUAACGAACGGACAGCUUGCCGAGGAACAGGCAUUCCAAGAUUGAACACCGCAGCCUGGAGAGAAAAUCCUAUUUUGGCCAGACCUCCAUUACUCUCAGCUAUGUCCAAUCUCUUGCGCACCCAACCUGAAGGCGCUGGACCCUUGGUGUACAUCAGUGAGACUUCUAAUCAAGCCAACUUGAAACACUGGUAUGAGGACAAUUCCCAGAAGAACGGCUCCCCACCCCACGAUCAGGAUCCGUUCAUCGAGCAGCCUGAUGUGAACGAUGGAGUCGAGCCCAAAAUCAUCCAUCAGAGUAAAAUGCCAAAUUUCAGGGAAAACGCUCCCUUCACAACCGAAGUUCCCAGACAAAUCACCAGGGACCAAUACUACAAUUUCUUCAAUAACGAAAUUGGCCGCGAUAUUGCAGACCAAUCGAGCGAUUCGGACGACUUGUACCCUCAUGUUUCCAGGGGAGCAGAGCCUGCCAAUCGGUCCAAAGGACGGCGGGGUAAAAAGAAAGGUGGAUUCCAAAAGCCCCAAGUCCCAACUACUAAGGCUGAGUUACAAAAAAUGUUUGAGUCCCUUUUGAAGGACGUAAAUGAAAUCAAAUGGUGAGACCAGCUCCAUACAAGCCCAUCUACCCAUGUAUUAGCCAUUCUUGAACAAACAUUCGAAAAAGCCACAUCCCCUC